GCAUGUAGUGCAUGUUUGUAGAUGACAUGUUAUAUUGUAAGUCAACAAAUAUAUAUAUAUAUAAUUUUUUUUAUUUUUUUUUCCUGUUGGUUUUCAACAUGUUUUCAUUGAGAGUAUCAGUACUUCUGGAACACUUCCAGCACAUUUUAACAAUACACUGAUGAUAAUGAUAACUGUGAUCAUGUGAAAUCAUUCUGACUGAAAAAAAAAAAAAAAAAAAAAACUUUUAAACGGAUAAAAAAUAUUUUUCAAGUAAACAUGUUAAUAUGGCAUUAUAUUAUUGAAAUAUUUAUUUAAAAUCUCAGGAGGGGUUCUUUAAGUCAAUAAUUUAGGCCACAGGGGUUCGGGUUACAAAAACCUUUGAACCCCUGCCCUUAAAGAAGCAAUAUAUUUCCGUUUCAGGUCUUCUUAUUGUGUCUUGUACUUUUACUUUAUGUUUUAUUUGUUAUUUAUUGAUUUAUUUCCCAGUUAAAUAGCCUUGUUAAGUUUGUGCCACUGUUAUGAUUAGAUAGGCAGUCUGAUGUGGACAGUUACUCCGUUCUAGGCAUUAUUAAAUUGAUUUUAAUUUUAUGCUAUUAUAACCGACAGAUUAAACAGCAAAAUAUUUUAUUUAGAAACAGUGUAGUUUGCAGUUGUCCGCACGAUGUCACUAGCCUUCCAUUUUUACAGGACAAUUUUUUUUUGACUCCCUAAGCUCCGCCUUAUUUUAGCUUCCCGAGCAGAGAGGCUUUGUUCAGAAUUCGCCAUUGUGUCUGGAAGCUGCUGUAGCGAGUGGUUUCCUGUGAAUAUUUCCUGAGUGACUAUGCUAUCGGAUUUUUAUCACUUUGGCAUAUCUAGAAGGUUUAGAGACAAUGGUGGCCAAAGGGCAAUCAAGAUUUCGGGUUGGGAUUUCUGCGUACUUUCUGUGUUGGCUUUGGAAUAUAGCAGGCGGACAGCUGGUGUAUUCGGUGUCGGAGGAAGCAAACCCAGGCACUACAGUUGGGAAUUUGGUGAAGGAUUUUAAUCUGAAUAUUCAGGAUCUUGAGGUACGAGGGUUUGAUAUCGUUCCGGGACCGAACAAGAGGUAUUUCGAUUUUAAUACUAAAACUGGAAUUCUCUAUGUCAGAGAGAGAAUUGAUCGAGAAGAGAUUUGCGAUCAGAAUAUUAAAUGUUCUCUGCCUUUGGAAGCCAUGAUUAGUUCCCCAUUGAAUAUUUACCGAUUUGAGAUACAUGUCUUUGACAUUAAUGAUAAUGCGCCAGCAUUUCGGACAUCAAUAACAAAUUUGAAUAUCAGCGAAUCAGCUAUUUCAGGGGAGAGAUUUCCAUUACAGAGCGCGUUUGACGCGGAUGUGGGCAGUAAUUCGGUAAAGAGCUACAAGCUGAGUCCAAAUGAACACUUUUCUCUGGAUGUACAGGGCGGUGGAGAUCAGAGUGUGUCCGCAGAGUUAGUGCUGCAGAAAGCUUUAGAUCGAGAGAAACAACCUGUUUUCCAGCUCACACUGACUGCUGUAGACGGAGGAAAACCUCCAAAAUCUGGUACAACAGAGAUUAUAGUUAACGUUGUUGAUGUUAAUGAUAAUAUUCCGGUUUUCACUAAGUCUUUGUAUAAAUCCAAAGUAACUGAAAAUGCAGCAAGUGGUACGCACGUGCUAACUGUUCAAGCAAUUGAUUUAGAUGAGGGUGUGAACGGUGAAAUCAUUUAUUCAAUAGUCAAUCAUAACAAUGACAAAAAUGUUGAUGCAUUUUCGAUAAACUCAGAAACAGGUGAGAUUACUGUAAAAAAAGAUGUGGAUUACGAGCAGAGGAAUGCAAUCGAACUCAGGGUACAAGCAAAAGACCGAGGUUAUAACCCGAAAGCAGCACACUGUAAAGUAUUGGUCGAGGUCUUGGAUAUCAAUGACAACAUUCCGGAGAUAUCUGUGACGUCUUUAGUGAGCACUGUUAAAGAAGAUGCUCCGAUUGACACAAUGGUUGCAAUGAUAACUGUAGCUGAUAAUGAUGCUGGUAAAAACGGACAGGUAACGUUAAAAAUGCAGGGAUCUGCUCCUUUUAAAGUUCAGAACUCGUACAAGAAUUAUUAUACUUUAGUUGUUAACGGGGCUUUAGACAGAGAGCAGACAUUUGAGUAUAAUGUGACUAUCACAGCUACAGAUGAAGGGACCCCGCCUCUCUCUAGCACCAGUGUCAUUACUAUACACGUUUCUGAUGUGAAUGACAACGCGCCGCGCUUUUCAGAUCCCAUCAUUAAUGUUUAUGUGAAAGAGAACAGUCAGAUUGGAGCUGUUAUUCAUACAGUAUCUGCUUUUGAUCCUGAUGUAGGUGAUAAUGCCCGGAUAACAUAUUCUUUACAAGAAAGCUCGAAAAGCGGCCCGAUAACAUCCAUGAUCAACAUAAACUCUGAGAGUGGAGAUAUACACAGUUUACAGUCAUUUAACUAUGAGGAGACAAAAACGUUUGAGUUUAAAGUUCAGGCCACAGACUCUGGUGUUCCUCCGCUCAGCAGUAACGUGACUGUCAAUGUUUUUAUCCUGGAUGAGAAUGACAACAGUCCCGGGAUUCUCGCGCCCUAUUCCGAGCUCGGUUCCGUUAACACAGAGAACGUUCCCUAUUCUGCUGAUGCGGGCUACUUUGUGGCUAAGGUCAGGGCUGUAGAUGCAGAUUCUGGUUACAACGCGCUGCUGUCUUACCACAUCUCUGAACCCAAAGGAAACCAUCUGUUCCGAAUCGGAACCAGCAGCGGGGAGAUCAGGACUAAGAGGAGAAUGAGUGACAAUGACCUGAAAACUCACCCGCUGGUCAUUUUGGUGUGUGAUAACGGGGAGCCCUCACUGUCAGCGACUGUGUCUAUUGAUGUUGUGGUUGUUGAAAGCGCAGGUGACAUCAAGACCACAUUCAGACAUGCGCCGAUAAAGGAGGAGAGUUUCUCGGAUUUAAAUCUGUAUUUGCUGAUCGCCAUUGUGUGCGUGUCCGUCAUCUUUUUACUGAGUCUCAUCAGUUUGCUAGCUGUAAAGUGCCACAGGACAGACAGCAGUUUGGGCAGGUACAGCACCCCGAUGAUCACCACACACCCUGACGGCAGCUGGUCUUACUCCAAAUCUGCUCAGCAGUAUGACGUGUGUUUUAGCUCGGACACACUGAAGAGUGACGUAGUGGUUUUUCCUGCGCCAUUUCCGCCUGCAGAUGCAGAACUGAUCAGUAUUAAUGGAGGAGACACUUUUACCAGAACACAAACACUUCCUAAUAAAGAAAAGGUAAGUCUUUCUAGGGGCCUCUAUUUGUCCAGUUAAAAUAUCCCUUUUCCCUCUUCAGUUCCUAUGUGUGCCUAUAGAUAGUUCCACGUCUUGUACUGAGUUCCUGACACCUCUGCAGAACCAUGGGCCUUUUUAGGUCGCCUGAGACUGAGAACUCUCCAUGGUGCUGAAACACACUAAGAUUAAGCAUAGUGUGAAUCUGUCCAGCAACAAUGUGCCGAAUUGAGUAGGACUUUUUAUGGUGCCUAUGGAAUACCACAUUUUAUGUUUGGCCAAAUUAUACAGAUCCGUUUCAAGGGUUUUUCUCAUAUUUGCAGCUGUAUUUUAUUUAAAGUUUUUUAUUGUUUGUUUGUUUUGUUUUCUCUUUAUUCAUUUAUUUUCCCUAGUUCUGGCCACUUGUAUUAUGCAGAAAUUACUAUGGUUGUUUCUAGGUCUGAACAUGAGUCAGACGGUUGUCACGUGGAGCGGAUUUGUCAUUGCCUGUGUCAUGUUGGUUAAGGAGGCCAUGCCUGGCUUCUGUGUUCCCCUGGAAUGAUCUCUGGCACAUAAACAGCAAAAAAGGAUGCUACCACUGAAUUUGUCUUUGCUUCUUACUGAUCCCUUUCAAUCCUUUUAGAAGCUAUUUCCCAAUUGAAUUUUCAUUUAAAUUCACUUUGUAUACAGGGUUCUGUAGAUUAGAAUUUUAGCUGCAGUCCAGCCACUCACUGUCACUCUCUCCCUGCAGCUGAGGCACCUCAGCAGGGUGGGAGCAAUACAGAUCAUUUCUUCAGCCUUUAAUUUGAAGAAGGGCUGUGUUAUGUCCCUAUAUAUAGUGCUGUGUCAUUCGCAGAUCAAACCUGUAUUUUAUUUCUUGCAUGGUUUGAUAUUGUUAAUGGCCAGUUGAAUGCUUUCUCUCUAUCAUCCCUAUGCUUUUAGGUCGAUCUGGUUGUGUUCGUCUCUGCUGUAUACUUUAGUAGAUUGUUAAAUCAGUUAAAUGCAUGAGGAUGAUUUAGUUGGUCUCUAAUCAACAUUAGAUUCCUACAUUUGGUCAUACUG
Molecule: messenger RNA, 4265 nt
Organism: Cyprinus carpio (common carp)
Lineage: Eukaryota; Metazoa; Chordata; Actinopteri; Cypriniformes; Cyprinidae
Product: protocadherin alpha-8-like
Exons: 2
Coding region: 852-3266 (804 amino acids)
Source: RefSeq, a predicted model, not a curated record